UUACAAUAUGUAUAUAUUAUAAUAAUGUUUUCCUCAUCCAAAUCUGAAAGCACUCGAGUCUUUCUCUGAUUCAGACUCUUUCUUGUUCAACUUUCGGCUUCACCAAGUCAGUUUUUAUGAAUUGUACUAAAAAAUGAAUUCCAGAAGAGCGAUAGCAUUCUCUUGAAACUAUUUCUUCAUUCUUCAAUUCUCUUUUUGGGGUUCUUCACUAUUGAAUCGAGAAGUAAGAACUGCUUUGUUUGCUGAAUUUGCUGAUUCAGGACGCACGCACGCUUCGGUUUCUGAUCUUUUUAUGAAGUGGGGCUCGCUUGUUUUUGUAUGAGAAUCAAGGGAGUUUUCAGAAUUUUGGAGAGUGGUGGCUCAAUUUGAAUCCUACCGAGUUGACCCAGAUUGGAAUUUUCAAGGAUUAGUGGUGAAGGGAUCCUAUUAGAUUGGAUCAUUGGCAUGUGAAUUUGGAUGAACUAGUUGCUUUACAAGCAACUGAAUAAUCUAAAGCUCUGGAAUAAUUUUAUCUGUAAUCAAAUCUGGUGAUUGGGAUGGGUUGCGAGUGUUCGAAGUUCUCAGAUUGUUGUUUUGGUUCAGAGGAAACCAAACCAGUUGCUCGUGUUCCAGAUAAUGAAAGUGUAGAGAAGAGCGAGUUUGAUCUGCCUGCAUUCCGUGAGUUCACCAUAGAUCAAUUGAGAACGGCCACAUCUGGAUUUGCUGUUGAAAAUAUAGUAUCUGAGCAUGGGGAAAAGGCUCCCAAUGUGGUUUACAAGGGGAAGCUUGACAGCCAGAGACGAAUUGCUGUUAAAAGAUUUAAUAGAUCAGCCUGGCCAGAUGCUAGGCAAUUUUUGGAUGAAGCAAGGGCUGUUGGUCAGCUUCGGAAUCAUAGACUGGCAAAUUUACUUGGCUGCUGCUACGAGGGUGAAGAGAGGUUGCUUGUUGCUGAAUUUAUGCCAAAUGAAACAUUAGCAAAACACUUAUUUCAUUGGGAAAAUCAACCUAUGAAGUGGUCAAUGCGGUUAAGGGUGGCACUACAUCUUGCGCAAGCUCUAGAAUAUUGCACCAGCAAAGGGCGAGCACUUUAUCACGAUCUAAAUGCUUACAGAAUUGUUUUUGAUGAUGAAGGAAACCCUCGACUUUCAUGUUUUGGCCUGAUGAAAAAUAGUAGAGAUGGAAGAAGUUACAGCACAAAUUUGGCAUUUACUCCCCCUGAAUAUUUAAGGACAGGCGGAAUAACUCCAGAAAGUGUCAUAUACAGCUUUGGAACUCUUUUGCUUGAUCUUCUAAGUGGAAAACAUAUUCCUCCGAGCCAUGCUCUGGACCUCAUACGGGAUAGAAAUCUUCAGAUGCUUACUGAUUCUUGUUUGGAAGGGCAAUUCUCAAAUGAUGAGGGCACUGAAUUAGUGCGACUUGCUUCACGAUGUUUACAGUAUGAACCUCGAGAGCGUCCUAAUACAAAGUCAUUAGUUACAGCAUUGAUUCCUCUUCAGAAAGAUGUCGAGGUUCCUUCUCAUGCAUUGAUGGGCAUACCACAUGAUGCUGCAGCUAUGAAUCUGUCACCUCUUGGUGAAGCUAGCUUAAGAAUGGAUUUGACAGCCAUACAUGAAAUCUUAGAAAUGAUUGGGUACAAGGAUGAUGAGGGUGCAGCAACUGAGCUUUCAUUCCAGAUGUGGACCAACCAGAUGCAGGACACGUUGACUUCAAAGAAAAAGGGUGACGUUGCUUUCCGGCAGAAGGAGUUCAGAGCUGCAAUUGAAUGCUAUACCCAGAUCGUGAUAGGACUUGCUAUUCUUACCCUUAAUAUGAAGCUGGUGGCAUAUUGUUUGCACAAAGAUCAUGGUGAAAGGGAAGUUCUCUUUACAAAAUCUGUAGGGAUGACCUUUUAUAACUGCAUGCCACAUUUUCUUAAGAAAUUAUUUUGUUAGUGUUGGAAUGUCUUGAAUCUAUUAUUGGUGCUUUUUAUUCAUUUAUGCAUUAAUUUACGUUUUUGGGUAUAAGGUUUAGAGAGGUACCAUAUGUAAACCCACUAAUCCUAUCAACGUCUCUAUAAUAUGUAUUAUAUGAUAUUUUUAUCUGAUAAAAUCGAUUUCUUCCUUUAGUCGUAGAGUUAGCUAAUACACCGUUAGUGAACCACGUAAAUCUCUGUGUCGAUUUCUUUACUAUUGCUUUCUUACUUUCUUUGAUUGUCAAUUUCAUAACAAUUUGUCUCAAUAACAAAGGGCAGAUUCACUCCCUCUCUUAGCUGAUCAUCUAAUCUUUGAACUCUCUGUUUAGUUGACAACAAAGGGCUUCUAUUUCUUUUUGAGGGCUCUUAUUGGUUGUAUCUGGUUGUAAUGGUUGUAAUUGCUACAUUUUGUUUAUUUUGUUCCAUUGAAAUUUGCGCUAGUCUCUUUUCAUUUUAUCAAUGAAAAGCUUUGUUUCCUUAAAAGAAAAAAGUGUCUCAAAAAGUUUUUUGAUUAUAUUACUGCAAAUCUUGAAGCACUUGCUAUUGUGUUGACCAUUCCACCCUUCA
Molecule: messenger RNA, 2497 nt
Organism: Benincasa hispida (wax gourd)
Lineage: Eukaryota; Viridiplantae; Streptophyta; Magnoliopsida; Cucurbitales; Cucurbitaceae
Product: serine/threonine-protein kinase BSK7
Biological process (GO): brassinosteroid mediated signaling pathway; protein phosphorylation
Molecular function (GO): ATP binding; protein binding; protein kinase activity
Source: RefSeq, a predicted model, not a curated record